CUCAGUCGCUGGAGCCAGUGCUGCUCUAAGUAGGAAGCUCGCGUGCUGCAACCCGCAGCUGAUCUGGGCGCUCAGCGGACUGCGAGACCUAGGAGCCGGAGCCGAUAGAGCGUCGCGUAGCGCUGGUUGGAGCGUCUGUGGGGGAGCUGCUGUGCUCUCUAUCCCAGCAUGCUGUGGUCGGAUCUGCCCAGCCCUGGACUAGAGACCUUUGCUGGAUGGAAAAUCCAUAAACGAAAGCCCCUGUGAAAAGCUGACUAGGACGCCGACUCAAGUGCUCCCAGGUUGGUGUUAGAGAGCUAGCCAUCUCACUGUUUCCAGAGUCCUUGGGAGUUCCGGAGUCUCCUGGUAACGUGCUGACUGUCGCUAUGGGCAGAAGGUACCUACAGGCUUGCCGGUGUCCAAGCAGCUCAUAUUGCAGAUUAUAACCCAUUUCCUGCACCAUUGCUGACGCCCAGAGAUCCAUGUCAGAAGUACUUCCAGCUGACUCAGGUGUUAACACCUUGGCAGUGUUUAUGGCCAGCAGUGGAACCACUGACGUUGCAAACCGGAACAGCCCAGCCACACCACCAAAUACCCUUAACCUCCGGUCCUCCCACAAUGAACUGUUAAAUGCUGAAAUCAAGCACUCAGAUGCCAAGAACAGCACCCCCCCCAAAUGCAGGAAGAAGUAUGCACUGACUAACAUCCAGGCGGCUAUGGGGCUCUCCGAUCCAGCUGCACAGCCUCUGCUGGGAAACGGCUCCGCCAACAUCAAGCUGGUGAAAAAUGGGGAGAACCAGCUCCGCAAGGCUGCAGAACAGGGGCAGCAGGACCCCAACAAAAACAUCAGCCCCACAGCGGUCAUCAACAUAACUUCUGAGAAACUGGAGGUGAAAGAUCUCCACCCUCCGGAGUCCUCGGGCUGUGAGAUUUUGCCCUCCCAGCCUAGGAGAACUAAGAGCUUCCUCAAUUACUAUGCAGACCUGGAGACCUCGACCAGAGACCUAGGGCAGAAUCUGGGCCCCUGCCAAGGGCUUGGGGAGGAGAAAGCCCAGCCAGGCCCAGGCCAGGCCCCUGUAGUCAUUGGGAAUGGUGACCCGCUGCUGCAGAAACCGAACAGACCCCAGUCUAGCCCAGAGGAUGGCCAAGUAGCUACAGUGUCAUCCAGCCCAGAGACCAAGAAGGACCACCCUAAAACAGGGGCCAAAACUGACUGUGCGCUCCACCGGAUCCAGAACCUGGCGCCAAGUGACGAGGAAUCCAGCUGGACCACCCUGUCCCAAGACAGUGCCUCGCCCAGCUCCCCAGAUGACACAGCAGAUAUCUGGAGCGAUCACUCAUUUCAGACGGAUCCAGAUUUACCGCCGGGCUGGAAAAGAAUCAGUGACAUUGCUGGGACCUACUACUGGCACAUCCCAACAGGAACGACUCAGUGGGAACGGCCUGUCUCCAUCCCAGUGGACAUCCAGGGUUCUAGGAAAGGCUCUCUUAGCUCUGUGACGUCAUCUCCCACCCCAGAGAAUGAGAAACAGCCAUGGAGUGACUUUGCUGUUCUGAAUGGGGGAAAGAUUAAUAGUGACAUUUGGAAGGAUUUGCACGCAGCCACAGUUAACCCAGACCCCAGUUUAAAAGAGUUUGAGGGAGCAACACUGCGCUAUGCCUCCUUGAAACUGAGAAAUGUCCCUCACGCUGAUGAUGAUGAUUCUUGUAGUGUCAACAGUGACCCAGAAGCCAAGUGUUUUGCUGUGCGCUCUCUGGGCUGGGUAGAGAUGGCAGAGGAGGACCUUGCCCCCGGGAAGAGCAGUGUCGCUGUCAACAACUGCAUCCGGCAGCUUUCCUACUGCAAAAACGACAUCCGAGACACAGUUGGCAUCUGGGGAGAGGGCAAAGACAUGUAUCUGAUUUUGGAAAACGACAUGCUCAGCCUCGUGGACCCCAUGGACCGCUCCGUGCUACACUCGCAGCCCAUCGUGAGCAUCCGUGUGUGGGGAGUGGGCCGAGACAAUGGCCGAGAGAGGGAUUUUGCUUAUGUAGCAAGAGACAAAGACACGAGGAUUCUGAAGUGUCAUGUGUUUCGAUGUGACACACCAGCAAAAGCCAUCGCCACAAGUCUCCACGAAAUCUGUUCUAAGAUUAUGGCUGAACGGAAGAAUGCCAAAGCCCUGGCCUGCAGCUCUUUACAGGAAAGGAACAAUGUGAGUCUCGACGUCCCGUUGCAAGUAGAUUUUCCAACACCAAAGACAGAACUGGUGCAGAAGUUCCACGUGCAGUACCUGGGCAUGUUACCCGUGGACAGACCUGUUGGCAUGGACACCCUGAACAGUGCCAUAGAAAGUCUGAUGACCUCAUCCAGCAAGGAGGAUUGGCCUUCGGUGAACAUGAACGUGGCCGAUGCCACAGUCACCGUCAUCAGUGAGAAGCUGUCUGACUUCCCAGAGAACACGGGUGCUGAACCAUGUCUCUUACAGAGCGAAGAGGAAAUCUUGGUGGAGUGUCGAGUGCGGUUUCUGUCCUUCAUGGGUGUCGGGAAGGAUGUCCACACAUUUGCCUUCAUCAUGGACACUGGGAACCAGCGCUUUGAGUGCCACGUGUUUUGGUGUGAGCCGAAUGCCGCCAACGUGUCAGAAGCCGUCCAGGCUGCCUGCAUGUUGCGAUAUCAGAAGUGCUUGGUAGCCAGGCCACCUUCACAGAAAGUCCGACCUCCACCCCCGCCAGCGGACUCAGUGACCAGAAGAGUCACAACUAACGUAAAACGAGGGGUCUUAUCGCUCAUUGACACAUUGAAACAGAAACGCCCCGUCCCAGAAACGCCCUAGCAGCUCUGGGCUCCAGGAUUCUGUCACUUUUACCUGAAGAGCAAACGUCUACACUAAAGAAGCCGACAGCUGGCCUUCCAUUCAGUUGCUGAUGCUUUGUCUCCAGAGAAUUCAUCCUUAACCAAACAGUGUUAAGACAAGCAUGUGACCACGUCUUGCCACCACCAUGUGCUAUGAAAAGAAGCAUGAGUUGUUUUCGUUUUCUGUUCCCGUAAGUUCCAUCAUGAGCAGUGGAAGGUCUUUUACUGUAAAUAUUGUGAGCAGGACUUCACACACUCUCCGAAGAAUGUGGCCGCACCCUUCCUAGAGAACUAAUGCUGCAUUCUUGGAGUGAAUGAUUCCCAGGUUCAUUUUCUGUCCUCUUGGUUGGAUCUGUCGCAAGCAACCUUGGGGUCCCUUGGCACUUUGCCUUGCUUUCAGCUUUUAAAACAUUCAGACCCCGAGGGACAGAUACCGUUGAAUUCCUGUAAAAAGAACAUUUGGGUUUUAGUUUUUCAUAAAAGUGAACCUGUCAGUUGACAAAAACUGGCUGUUGGCAUCAGUGCAGACAACUAACCAGCCACUUUCCUCAGCGAGCUCUCUGAUGCAUGGACACCCCUUCAUGUCUUUGGGGUGCUGGGAAAAGGAAAACUUUAAAAUUGAUAGAAAACUAAAUUUGAGGAAUUAAAAAUCAAGCAAAAAAAAUAGCCUUUCUUUUCAGAUGGUUUUCAAGCUGGUUAUUUAAAAAGAGAGAGAGAGAGAUUAGCAGAUUCAUAAUACAUUUGGGAUGGGACAUAUUUCAAACUUCUGCCUUACAUUGUACAAUGCAGCUAGGGAAUUGAAGUAUGCUAUGGCCAUUCUCCACCCACACCCAAAAGUGAAAUAUUCCGACACUUUCCAUCCUUAGUUUGACAAGCUAAUAUGCAAUUUAGAGUUGAGGAAAUGUCAUUUUUAUCUCCGUCACACACUAUGAUUUUAGCUCUCACUGUGUGAUUCUUGUUAGUUCACAUCCUGGAGGUAAUGUCCUCCUAGGAGUCCCUAUCUGCCCCAAGCUUUCGCUAUGCUUUUUGUCCAGAGAGCUGUCUAGCCAUCAUACAGUGUCCAUGGCAACAAAUUUAAGUUGUACUUUUCUUGAACUUAUGUAUUUAAUGUUAGAAAUUUGGUAAGACUUGACUAGAUAUGUUUUAAACUUCUAUUUUUCCAUUUUACUUUCAAAAGAUUUAAUUUUUUCUUAUCUGAGCACAAUAUACACAGAAAUAAUAGAUUGUUUGAUAGCGUUCCCCAAAUAUCAUUUUCUUGUCUCUUUUUAUGUAGCUAAGAAACCUAACUAUAAAGAUACACAAAUUUAGACUCUUGUUGACAUUAUUUUAAAAGGAGGUUGCAAAGAUCAAUCUUAUGUUACUCUUGUUUACUUUUAAUAUCAAAAUUAAUAUCAUUAUAAAAGUAAUGCUUUGUGUUUAUGCGCUGCUCUGCAGAUGUCCACAGUUUUAUCCCAGUCGAGCCUUACAAGGUAGAAAAGGUACCAAACUCACUGAAGAAAUCAAAUACACACGGUUUUGUACCAAGAGGCUAAGUGGCCAAGGAUCUCACCCAAGUUCCUGAGAGCCAGAACCAGGACCAUGUCUCCCAGCUUUUGCCACCUUAUGCCUCUUCCACACAGUCAGGAAGACCCUUCACAGAUGACUCUAGGUCCAUACACAGAACAGAUAAUGAAAAUACUAUCAGGCAAUUUCAGAAUCCCCAAGUGUGUUAAGGAAAAUGUCCAGUUAAUCUACACAGUGGCAUUUAUUGUUAAGACCAUUGUCCUUUCUCGGUCCCGGACUGUUGUCCCUCAAACAUGUUGUAGAGGACAAAUGUCUGUCCUCUGCAGCCUUCCUAAGCUGAGAUUUUCUAGAUAUUACAUCACUUGUGUAGAAACCUUCCCGACUAUGGCACUUAGCAGCCACAGACUGCGUUGAAGUGAGCAUGUUCCACCUGUGGGUCCCUCAGAAAACCCAUGGCAUCAGAUGCAGAGAACCUGGACUGUUCUCUGGCAUCCACACACUACAAUAAAAGUGAUGUUCCUUGAGAAAAAGAUGCAUUAAUACUUGGUGCCAACUUGCAUACUAGCUGAAGUAACUAGUGCCAUCUGAGAGAUUUCUGAGUUAAGAAAACCUUAUUGUGCCCAGAGAAAAACUGUCCAGAAUCCAGUUACGGUCACUCAUUUUGAGCCCCAUGGUGAAAUGUUUUAAUGCACUCCACUUCAAAACUCUAAAGUAAUCCCUGUUUCUAUAGGACGUCUCCAUCCAAACUCUGUUCGUCUUUACGACCUACAUUUGUUUGUUUUCGGGAUCAAGAAUACUGAGCUAGCUUUAAGUAGCAAACUGAUUUAUAUAUGCAAUUUUAGGACUCAGUAAGAGGAACGAUAGCCUUUACACAGGGAAAAAAAAACUCUUACUGCGGCUGUUUUGUUUUGAAAAUAGCUUUGCCUACUAAAUGCAGGUUGAUUUUUGUAAAAUGAAUUAUGUUAAACAGUGUUUUCAGACAACUUUCUGCCAUGGCCAAAAAGUAUGUAUGAAAGUAUGUUUGCAUUUGUUUGUGAAAGGAUGCCAGUGUUUCACCUGAGAUCUUAGUGACUUCGGUUAUCUAUGCAUUCUUUAGAUCCGGGAUUCGGGAACAGGCAGCCGUGUUCACUAAGCCUUGUGUGUCUUAGCAUUUUUUUAAUUAACUUGUUAAAUACAGCUUAAAAUAUUUUUAUUUUAUUUAUUCUAUUUUUACUGAAAUAUGGCGCAUUAUUGUGUUAAUGUAUUCUCUUUCCCGGGUAUAAUGUCAGUUACCUGGGUCUAAUUAAUCUCAGUGAACUACAUCGCCUACAAGGUGGUUUUGUAAUGAUUUGUAGUCACAUUUUUAUUGGAAUAUGUAGAAACAAGGGCAGAAUGCUUAAAGGUUCCUUUUAUUUUUUAAAAGCAACUAGGUAGGAGUGCUCUGCCCACCUUCCCUGUGCUCCGGGGCAGCAUCACCGUGGUAGCCAACAUGCCUAUGGCUAAGACCAUGUCUUCGUAGAUAGACUAAGGCACUGUGCGGUGCUUUGUUUUUAUAUCCUUCACAACUUGCGUGACGUCAUCAAAGAGCUACACAUCCAUCCACUUGCCCUUCGUUUCCACCUGGAUUCAGGAUCACCCAUGGCUAAUUGGAACCAUUGUUUCAUUUGUUUGUCUGUCUGUCUCACUGCAUGAAGGGACAUUAGACCCAUUUCCAUUAAAACAAAUUCUUGGUGAUAUAACUGUUGGCACUGCUAUUUUUUUUUAAUACACAUUAGACAUUUAAGAAGGACACAGAACAAACCACUCAGAACAGGACCACUUACGUGUAGCCCCAAAGCUUCCCUUACUCUAGGGCACACUCCCUGUACGAGCAUUGCAACGCAAGAUUUCACAAACCAUGUGGGGAAAUGUCUCCCUAACAUUAGCACAAUUUAAUCAAGCCAAAAGCUCUCAAGUUGGCCGGGUUUAACCUCACCUCCUCACAUCCGACAUGCUCACAGCCAGUAAGAAAGCAAUUGAACUUGUUUCAGCAUACUGGGGGUGUGGCUCAGUGGUAGAGCGCUUGCGUAAGAUGUACAGGGCUCUGAGUUUAAGCCUUGGAACCAUGAGGGGGGAGGGGGGGUUGCACUUCAAGGCAAAGAUCUUUGCUUGCACCAACUGUGAGAGUAUUGCCAGGCAGCCGUAUCAGCCGCUUCCUCCUAAAAGGACGUCUUGUUUUCUUUUUGAUGCCUUUUUCUGUUGACCACGUUUGCACAUUUAAAUGUAAAAUGUUGUGAGAAUAAAUGUAGCUGCGUACGAGGUUUGACUCGUUUCUCUGCCAGCACGGCCACUUAUAUAAGAAACAGAUGCAAACCUAGUGUCUCUACAGUCGUUAUUUUAUUUUUGUAUUAUUCUUACUUCAAAUUAAACUUUUUAAAAAUCAUUUUAGUAAUGUAAGAUUCUGCUUUCAUUAGUGUUUGCCUUUCCUACCUGGUGAGAAUGAGCUGGUGACUGUAAGGGCUUGCUCUUCCCUUACUCUUUGGUCAGUAAAGAGCUGGCGUUCCGAACACAGAAGCCCAUCCAGUCAUCAAUGGGAAUUUUUUGUAAGCAGUCUCAUAGGGUUAAGGUAUCUCAGCACGCACACAAGGUCUGCCUUUCGUUCUUGUAAGAAUCAAGAAUGGAAGUGGGCAGUGCAUUGAAUCCAAAAUGAAAGGGGGUAACCAGAGAGUCAGUUGGAUCUGGUUUUAACUCCCUGAUACACAGAAGACGAGUAAUUAAAAGUGUAUGCCCAAGUCGUUCAUUUGCUGUGUCGUGUUGUUUUGUCUUUGAGAUCAAUCUGGCAGUAAGCCAGACUGGCCUUGAAUUCAUGCUGAUCCUCCUGCCCCAGCCUCCUGCGUACUGGGAUUGCAGAUGUGUACAGAUGUGUGCCACCACAUUCCACCCUCCCUUGUGCUGCUAAAGACAGUAACUCUCAAGGAACGGCAUUUCAUCUUGCUUCCAGGGGUUUUACACUGGUAAUAGUUUUGGGUAAAAAUCUGAACUUGUUUAGACUCUGGGCUCAAUCCCCAGCUUCACAAAGUAAAUAAAUG
Molecule: messenger RNA, 7365 nt
Organism: Microtus oregoni (creeping vole)
Lineage: Eukaryota; Metazoa; Chordata; Mammalia; Rodentia; Cricetidae
Gene: Apbb2
Product: amyloid beta precursor protein binding family B member 2
Exons: 18
Coding region: 462-2795 (777 amino acids)
Biological process (GO): regulation of DNA-templated transcription
Cellular component (GO): cytoplasm; nucleus
Molecular function (GO): transcription factor binding; amyloid-beta binding
Source: RefSeq, a predicted model, not a curated record